AUGGAAAUGUCGAACUUAAGAACGAAUUUAAUCAAGGAAAAUGGAGGGGCCCGAUCGAUUAAGGUUUCUAAUAGGAACGUUUAUUUAUAUCUAUACGUCACAUUUCGUUCACUGGUUAACGGAAACUUGAUUUCAACGACGAAUUCACGAAAUUCAAAUUGCUUGUUAAUUACAGCGAACCGAAACGGAGUCGAUCGACGAAUUCAAUGUUUGCGAUUAUUAGGAGAUCUUCUUGGAAUUGACGAUUAUGCCACGAACAUGGCGUCCUUUUGGUUCUUGGAUACAUUGGUCCUUUACAUGAUACGAUACAGAGAGAAUCUCGAUGAGUAUUACAUGAGUGUUUUGGUCAGUUGGUUGGCUGGGGAAAUUAGAUUACUCCGAGAUAGGAAACAUACUCGGGAAGGAUUUUUUAGAGAUUUGAAAAACAUUUUCAUCGCAGCAGCUAACAAAAUAUCUGAACAGAAACAAAUGCCAUAUUGGGACGAAAUCGUGGACGAACGCGAAGCAGGUGAAGAAAUAGAAGAAAGACUGUCGACAGGAAAUCAAUCGAUAAGAAGUUUACGAGAACCUUCUUCUCAAGCUGACAUCAAACUUUCGGGUACUAUCGAUCCAGUUUCAGUAUUAGAUAUCGUGAUUGAAGCUACUUACGAUAUGUACGCGAACGAGCUACGAUACGCCCUCGUUUACGCGGUUUUCGUGGAACCAAUUGAGAUAGAGACUUACAAUUUACCAUUUACUUUCCGGACACCGCGCCCAGUGAAACCGGCAGAUCCUAAGAUGAUCCCUUUUAAUAUGCAAUUGCAAAGAAGUUUGAAGAAAAUCGAGACAAUGGACAAAUCUAAAAAGGACAAUAAAGCAGGCAAAAAACUUAAAACAAAUUACAAAAUACCCCCAACACCUCCGCCUUCUUUGGACGAUGAAGUAAUGUUGUUGACCAAUCGGUUAUUUAUUCUGCCAUUAAUAGAAGCGAACGAAGCUUCGGAAAUAUUCGAGACGCCUGAUGCAUAACAUUAAAUAACCGAACACGCAAAUAUUUGGAAAACGUCCUCUUUAUUUUUCCUUUGUAAAACUAGCCAUUGGACGAAGUUACAAUAUCAGUCUGUUACGAGGACUGUACCCCAUUCAUAACACUUAAAAUCUUUAAUACUCUCCGGACGUAA
Messenger RNA from Bombus huntii, 1160 nucleotides. RefSeq lists its product as uncharacterized. Bases 1 to 1008 code for a protein of 335 amino acids. NCBI's taxonomy places the organism in Eukaryota, Metazoa, Arthropoda, Insecta, Hymenoptera, Apidae. The record is from RefSeq and is a predicted model, not a curated record. The transcript is spliced from 6 exons.